AUGCUGCCUGGCUCCAGCUUCAGAGUCAUCAAGAUGCCACCGCCGGUUCAUCCUGCAGGGGCUCUGCACAGCUCUGCUCAGAGGGAUGCAUCGGCAAUGGAGAUGGACUUCCAGGACUCCCAGCAGUUCAUCACUGGACGCACUGAUCGCAGCUCGUCAGAUGUUUCAGAGCUCGCACAGAAUCGCGAUCAGAGCCAGAUGACCGCCGUGGACAUCUCUUUGUCCCAGACGCCGCCCGCGACAGUGGAUACCACGGCCUCCACUGAGGCGGACGCCGGCACCCACAUGAUGUGCAGUACAUCGGACGAACGUUCUACGCCGCUUUCUUCAAACGAGCGCCAGCGCACUUCCGCCGGCCGGCACGUCAGCUUGACUCAAGAGGGGGCACAUUCCAACACCGGUUCGGUAGAGCAGCCUACGCAACAGGUGGCGGGACGGCCAGACGGUGCUGCCCUUGCCUCUCAUACGCCGCAUAAUGUGGCUGUACGACGGCGCGCUUCGGCAAUCUUAGAACUUGGGCAAGCACAAGUUGACGGCGACGUUUGGAUACCCCCCAGUGAGGUUAUAGAGACCGCGACAUCCAGGCGCUCCUCCGAGGAGCUGUCUCGCCAGUUGGGUGCUGCAAGAGCACGGAAUAUGUGCGCAGCGCUGGAAUCCUUUAGCAGUGAAGGCGUGCAGCUAUCAGCAGGUCAACUCAUAAGGAAACCGGGCUUCACACCUAAAACCAUUUCAUGGCAAGAUGAUAUUCCCCGAUGCUAUAAGGAUUCCAGCGGCAUAUCAUUGCUCGUCCAUCUACCAUCACUGCUUCUCGGCCAGUCACUCAACCAUGCUACUGAUGCAUUGAUUGCUUUCGCGAAACUGCAUCCGACCUCUCUUUCAUGUGGGGCUGGCGCGGACGCUCGAGGUCGUGAUUCCCAGGACGCGUAUCGCACAACACAAGGCCAUCUUGCCGGACAGCUGAAAUUAGUGAAAGCAUGGCACCAGAUCGGUCACCACACAGAGGCCCCCUCAGCCUCAGGCCACAUCUUCGACUCUGCCAAGCGAUAUCGGGACGCCUGCAAUUUGAUGCGCGAUCUGCGACUGAUCUCCGACCCCGUCGAGGCUGUGCUUCGUGCGGUUGAUCCUGCGCAGUAUGUAGCCAUGCAGGACUUGCGUCUUCGCCUAGAAGGUGCCUGCGCAUAUCUUCGAGGUCUCAACGCGAUAGACCCAAUCCCCUUCAUGGGCCGGAUUGUGGUUUUCAACCGGCAAACUCCGGCUCAUAAUGACAAGCGAGACCCUGCUAACGCUUGGACAUGUAUUGUUGCUGCGGGAGAUUUCAGAGGAGGCUCACUGCGCAUUUCUAAUCUCAACCUGACCGUCCGGCUUGAGCCAGGCGAUGCCGUUAUGCUCCGGGGGCAUGUCCUGAUGCAUGAGGUAGAGGACUGGGAAGGUAGCCAAAGGAUCUCUAUUGUUCACUUUACACACCAGUCGCUAUGGGACUUUGCCUCACUCAACUGUCCCUAG
This is a messenger RNA of Schizophyllum commune H4-8, 1503 nucleotides long. RefSeq lists its product as uncharacterized. The transcript is spliced from 5 exons. Bases 1 to 1503 code for a protein of 500 amino acids. The record is from RefSeq and is a predicted model, not a curated record. NCBI's taxonomy places the organism in Eukaryota, Fungi, Basidiomycota, Agaricomycetes, Agaricales, Schizophyllaceae.